CCCAUUUCUAACAUCUUUUCCGCUCGAAGCUCCAAUCUCGACCAUGAUGAUGUCGAGUGACAGUUUAGAGCAGCAGCUCAGUGACAGUUUCGAGCAGUACACUGACAGGAAGACGUCCUUGUCAUCUGCAUUGGAUUCUUUGUCAGUGACGGCAAAGCCAAAGGUUUCAUCAUCCGGGUUGAAAAUGACACCGCCAAUCAAAUCGAAAAGUUGGACUGCCCCAGCCGUUGCGAUUGGCAUUGCGUUACUCUUGUUUGGACGGAGUUCUCCCCUCUUCAGCGUAUCUUCCCUGCAAAAGGAGCUGAUACGAGACAUUGUGAAAGAAAAGACAGUGGCCGAUGAAGACGUGUCUUUCACAAGAGAAAACAUUCAGAGAAAUGUCGCGGCCAAUGCUACUUCUACCGGCUCUUCAAGUACUUCUAGUACUUCUAGUACAACUAGUGUUGAUACUGCCACGUCAACGAAAGUUGACGGUUCGUCAUCAGAAAAGGAAUCAGUAGAACAAAGUCCAACAGAGAACGAACCUUCAAAAGUGGCACAUGGAGAAUGA
Molecule: messenger RNA, 550 nt
Organism: Seminavis robusta
Lineage: Eukaryota; Bacillariophyta; Bacillariophyceae; Naviculales; Naviculaceae
Source: the annotation of a GenBank genome assembly